Messenger RNA from Cucumis melo (muskmelon), 1477 nucleotides. RefSeq lists its product as uncharacterized. Lineage: Eukaryota; Viridiplantae; Streptophyta; Magnoliopsida; Cucurbitales; Cucurbitaceae. Gene Ontology annotation, biological process: RNA processing. The record is from RefSeq and is a predicted model, not a curated record. The transcript has 2 exons. The coding region runs from base 370 to 1413 and encodes 347 amino acids.
CGUUUUCUAUUUAACGGAAACGUUAUAAAAAAAAACAAUUCCUAUUUUUCUCUAUUUAUCCUCCGCCGCUGUUCCGUCAUUCAGCCAGGUUUCUUCCUUCUCUCUCACAGCCGGUGGCGACCAACUACCGCCGCACCAACCCCACUCUGUUGUCGGUCGUCGGAGAACCCCUGUAUCAAUUUUCUUUCUCCUUCUCUUAUUUCACUUUCUACUCUAACCUCACUCCUCAACCUGCCAUUUGUCAAUUUCCCUACUUUUCUCGUUUUUGCCCGUCUCCGAUUCUCACUCUUUCUUCUUCGCCCCGUUCGCCUCGUCAAGGAAUCAUGUUUUGAAUUCUUAAGCAGUUUCAACUGAAUUUCUAUUAUUAACAUGGCGAGGAAGAAGGGAAAUACGAAGAGGGGAUCGUCCAACCCCACAUCCGGUCCUCAAAAUUCCAUCACUCUUAGACAGGAAGCUACUGGGAAAAUCAAACCUAAAGUAUCUAACAAUGCCAAAGUUUAUUUGAAUCAUUUAGAAAAUUUAGCGACUUGGGCUAGUGGGCAACCCUCUUUACCUUCAUUGGCUGCUUUCUUUGGACAACGUCUCGCUGCUGCAGCCGAGUCUUUGGCGGUUACUCCUGACCCUUCUCUAUUUCUCUGCGCGAGGUGUGAAACAGUUCUCCAACCUGGUUCUAACUGCUACAUACGAAUAGAGAAAAAUAAUGCCAAGAAACGUCGAAGACACAAAAAAGCCAGUAAUGUGACACAGAAUGUAGUGGCGUAUUAUUGCCACUACUGCUCAUGUAGGAACAUAAAGAGAGGGACUCCCAAAGGCCAUAUGAAAGUGCUUUAUGGGACAGAGUGUGUAAGCAAGGUAAAAUCUGUGGUUGUCAAGGAUGGUAAAGAAUGUGAAAACAAGAUUCUUACCAUGGAUGCUCCUACAACUCCUCCUCUUACAACUGUAGACUGUCUAACUAUGGAUACUCCUGCAAUUCCUUCUUUGUCAACAACUAGGGACGAUGUAGCCGUUGAUACUACUGCAGUUCCUCCAACUGAGGUCAUUUCUGUUGAUGAUGGCCCUGCUAUUUCGUCUCCUAGAACAACUCCUGCAAUUCCUUCCACCUCCAGCGUAACAAGUAUGUCAAGAUCGCAAGUUAGGGACAUUCCUACUUUAGAUGCUCCUGCCACUCCUCUCACCUUGACUGCAAUGACUCUGUUGGAUUCAAAGAGGAGAAAGAGGAAGAAACCGUCGUCUAAGAAUCGAACUGAACCUGAAAGUGGUUCUGCUCCAACAUCACAUGGGGAAAAAAGCGAAGACACAUCCAAAAGGAAGCGUAAUAGAAAAUCAUGGACAAGUUUGAAGGAAAUUGCUCAAAGGGAGGAGGAGAAAGGUAAACAAAACGUGGCUGGAUUGGCAAUCCCAUUUUCCCUGUAAAAGACCAAAUAACCAAAUUGUUUUGUAGGCGUUUCUCCCAACAAGGAAUUAAUUUUAUUUUAUA